This is a messenger RNA of Truncatella angustata, 1512 nucleotides long. RefSeq names its product Alpha/beta hydrolase fold-1. The record is from RefSeq and is a predicted model, not a curated record. NCBI's taxonomy places the organism in Eukaryota, Fungi, Ascomycota, Sordariomycetes, Amphisphaeriales, Sporocadaceae. Bases 202 to 1020 code for a protein of 272 amino acids. The transcript has a single exon.
GCACUUCGUACCGGCGGUCAACAACCAACGUUUCUACUUUCCAUAAAUCAAAUGCUUCUCGUCCACACAAGCAGGUAGGGGCCACUCUGGUGUGAAGCCGAAACUCUAAUUUCGUGUGUCGGUCUUACCCCUCUAUUCAGCCGUUUUGUGCAGCUUGUAGGCCUGAAUUCCUCUGAUUACUUCAGAGAAGUACAUAAUUCCAUGUCGAUGGACAUCAAUAGGACGAUGAAUUCGAAACCAACCAUAGUGUUGGUUCCUGGAGCAUGGCUUCCUACGACGGCAUAUGAAGCUUACCUCUCAGCACUGGAACAAGAAGGAUACCCCACACUCGCAAUAUCAUAUCCGUCCUUCGAUCCCACAAAUCCAGCCACAGCAGACGUUGCUCAAGACUCACGGUCGAUACAUGGCAUACUUGCGCAUCUGAUCAACAAUGAAGAAAAACACGUCGUCCUCGUUAUGCACAGCUAUGGCGGCAUGCCCGGUUCCAGUGCUGCCAAAGGGCUUAGCGUAUCCUCGAGACGCGAGGCCGGUCUCCGGGGUGGGAUAAUCGGACUCAUCUACAUCGCCGCGUUUGUCGUGUCUGAAGGCGGAACCUGCAUAGGCAUGACCAGCGGCAAGUUGGCCUCCUGGAUUUUGAACGAUACGCCAAGGUUUGGACUCAACAUACCGUCCGAUCCUGUGAGAAUGUUCAAGCACGGCUUUGGUUCCAGGGAGGCAAUCGCUCUUGGGGCUUCCUGUAAGCCUCACGCCACAUUAGCCUUCACGAGCGCACAACCCCCUUCUGCGAUUGGGGGCGACGAUGACAGCAAUGCAUGGAAAGACAGGUUAGUAUACAUAGUUACCAGAAGGGACGAUGAGGUUUCAGCCAUAUCUCAGUUUGCUACAAUUGAGAGUCUGAAGCGUGGUUGUUUGAUCAAGGAAAUGGCAGAAGCGGGUCAUAUGUCACCUUUUGGCGGACAAUUUUUGGAGCAGAGUAUGAAGUUAUUUCGAGAGUCUGUGAAAGCAUUUAGAGAGGACUAAAUGCUUCUCGUUUUCUGCAUUUUGCCUCUGGAACAUCCCAUCGGAUUAAGUUGAACCCGAAUUGGACGGAAUAUCGUGCUAGAUCAAGCUUGACACAUGUUUAAGGCUUAAGUGCCUUGCUGCAACAUGAGCAAUGGAGUGUGUUAUCAGUGACAUGAAGAGGCAACCCAGUCUUGGGCUGUUAGCCGGCUUACGAGAUACCACGCAGGCUUGGUAUCAGCGAUCAGCCUGAAGUAUCCAUUCAAACCAUAGCCGUUGGGAUCAUUGUUGAAGGCGAAAGGGAUCGCGCUAAAACGUCUGGGAGAUGACAUAAUUCAAGGAAUAUAUCUGACGCCAUUUGGCAUAGCUGUCGCUUCAAAUCAAGUCGCCUCCCGUUUGGGGAGGCUUUGUUUGGCGUUUUUAGAAAUCGUAACAAUCUCGACGAAGAUCCUGAUAGAGGACUCUGAUAGCAAGUAAAGAGCUCGAUAUGUCAAUUCAUGCCAUGCACUUCGA